GAUAAAGAUUUCCUUAUUGUUUCAUUACAUAUUCCUAUCCUGUUUUGAGGCGAAGCAUGAUGCUUGCCGACCUCAAUUGCUAAUUAGGGGAAUCCAGACACUCCCAAGUCCCAAACCUUAAAAUAGGAAUAAAGUUGCACCUUUUGUUCGAAAUAUUUCUUACAGAAAGUAAAAGCUUCCAUAAUUCACGUUAAGAAUCCAAUUCCAUCUUGUAUUUGCUCCAUUUCACGCGGUUCCAUAAAUCAUUAGAACCCCACUUCUCUUUUUUUCUUUUGUCUCUUUCUCUUCCACUUCUCAUCUUUGUCCAAGCCUUGGAGUUUUACAUACACCUCUUCUGCUUCUCCUCAUGGCAAAUGUUGUGGAAGUGAAAGUCGGUUUGCACUGUGAAGAUUGUAUCAAGAAAAUCCUCAAGGCCAUCAAGAAAAUUGAAGAUAUUGAAACGUAUAACGUGGACACACAGCUGAACAAGGUCAUUGUUACGGGAAACGUCACAACAGAACAAGUGAUCAGAGUCCUUCAAAAGAUUGGCAAGAAUGCAACUGCCUGGGAAGAUGCUGAAACCAAUAAGUGAAUUUUUUUUUUGUCCGUAGGGGAAUUGAGCACUGUAUCAGAUGUUUUACAACACUCGCACACCUACCCUGCUCAAGUUCCUGAAUUAACCCCCUUAUAUAAGUGAACUUGUUUAGAAUAGUACACUUUUUCUCCCCUCGAAACCUAUCCUUGUAUACUAUAAUCUAUAUAUUGUGAAUAGUUGAACUAUAUAUUGUGAUAUAUAUAUAUAUAUUUGAACCAUUGGAUGA
Messenger RNA from Glycine soja, 800 nucleotides. RefSeq names its product copper transport protein ATX1. Bases 347 to 571 code for a protein of 74 amino acids. Gene Ontology annotation, molecular function: metal ion binding. The record is from RefSeq and is a predicted model, not a curated record. NCBI's taxonomy places the organism in Eukaryota, Viridiplantae, Streptophyta, Magnoliopsida, Fabales, Fabaceae. The transcript has 3 exons.